CCAGAGGAUUUCAACACUAUGGAAACUCAUUUCCCACAGAGGUAGAACAAUAUGUAAAUAUAAAUCACUUCGAAGAAGCCAUUUAGAAAACUUCACAUGUAAUGACAAUUGCCUUGAAACCGCUCAUAUGUUUUGGGCCAUAUCUUUGACAUUCAUUCAUUCUUUAAUUUAUAGAUGGAUUAUUAAUCCAUUUAUUGAUUCAUUCAUUGAUUUAUUUAUAGAGCUACAAGUAUGAGUCGUUAAAACUUUUUUUUUGAGCACCUACUAUAUGCCAGGGACUGUGUUAUAUGGCCUAAUUCCUGUCAUCGAAGAGCUCGCCGUCUAGAAGAGGAGAGAGAUACAUUAAGAGAAAAUCAUGAUACCAUGGCAGUAGCAGAAUCCCAUGGUAGCUAGGUGGGUGAAGGGGAGCGAGGACGUCCCACCUGCCUUGAAGAAGACGCCUUCUGACCCGCUGAGUGAGUUACCAGGGGUUCCCAAGAGCCUGACAAUGGAUGCCAUUCACAUUAGCAUGUCCAGUGCUCCUCUGGUGAAGCACAGUGUGGGAGCUGGACACAAGACCCACCGGCCCCGAGUCAUGUCCAAGAGUGGACACAGCAACGUGAGGAUCGACAAAGUGGACGGCAUAUACUUACUCUACCUUCAAGACUUGUGGACUACUGUUAUUGACAUGAAGUGGAGAUACAAGCUCACCCUGUUUGCUGCCACCUUCGUGAUGACCUGGUUCCUUUUUGGAGUAAUCUACUACGCCAUUGCGUUUAUUCAUGGGGACUUAGAACCCAGUGAGCGUAUUUCAAAUCACAACCCCUGCAUCAUGAAAGUGGACUCUCUCACAGGUGCCUUUCUCUUUUCCCUAGAAUCCCAGACAACCAUUGGCUAUGGAGUCCGUUCCAUCACAGAGGAAUGUCCUCAUGCCAUUUUCCUGUUGGUUGCUCAGUUGGUCAUCACGACCUUGAUUGAGAUCUUCAUCACGGGCACCUUCCUGGCAAAAAUCGCCAGACCCAAAAAGCGAGCAGAGACCAUCAAGUUCAGCCACUGUGCUGUCAUCACCAAGCAGAACGGGAAGCUGUGCUUGGUCAUCCAAGUGGCCAACAUGAGGAAGAGUCUCCUGAUUCAGUGCCAGCUCUCCGGCAAGCUCCUCCAGACCCAUGUCACCAAGGAGGGGGAGCGGAUCCUCCUCAACCAAGCCACCGUCAAAUUCCACGUGGACUCUUCUUCCGAGAGCCCCUUCCUCAUCUUGCCCAUGACAUUCUACCAUGUGCUGGAUGAGACAAGCCCCCUGAGAGACCUCACACGGCAAAACCUGAAGGAGAAGGAGUUUGAACUUGUGGUCCUCCUCAACGCCACAGUGGAAUCCACCAGCGCUGUCUGCCAGAGCCGCACAUCUUAUAUCCCAGAGGAGAUCUACUGGGGUUUUGAGUUUGUGCCUGUGGUUUCUCUCUCCAAAAACGGAAAGUAUGUGGCUGAUUUCAGUCAGUUUGAGCAGAUCCGGAAGAGCUCAGACUGUACCUUUUACUGUGCGGAUUCUGAGAAGCAGAAACUUGAGGAGAAGUACAGGCAGGAGGAUCAGAGGGAAAGAGAACUGAGAACCCUUUUGUUACAACAGAGCAACGUCUGAUGGUCGUGGUGUUGCCUCGGUUUAACUCUGCCAGCUGUUUCCACAUCUGAGCUCGUUCCAAACGCAAAGGUCACUGUGAAAGUGAAAAUGUGUAGACACACCCUAAAAAACCUCACAGACUACAAAAUUGAUCUUUUCCUUUGUUCUGGUGGCUAAAUACGCAUUUCCAUGUUCGAGAGGGUUCCUUUUAAAUGCUUUGUCUGAAGCGAACUCUCAAAAUUCAAAUUUUCUAAAAUGGGGCUACAUUUCAAAAAACUUGGUGUAGAGCAAUUGAAAAAAAUGUCCUGCUGGAUGGACAGACGUUUAGCAAUGCUGAUAUUGAAGGGAAAUGCAUUUCUAUACAAGGAUAUCAGAUUUAUUCAAUCCAAGUAUCAAAGAUAUUGUGGUCAAGAGUUGAAAUGUGAUUCGGUAUUCAUUAAUAUCAUCGCUCUAAAACACACUCUUUUUUCCAUCAUAGAAAAUGUUAUAUAUAAUGGCUGCUACCUGGUGAUACCUCAACAGGGGCAGGAGGACUCUGUACUCACAAAAUGCAAUGAUUCCAUUUUCACCUCUCUUUCGUGGAUUUAAUUGUACGGAAUGAAAUUGAUCAUAUCAGGAAUUAACAGUUGUGAAAACAGAUACAAAUGCAGCUGAUGCCAUUGUCACACUAAUUUUUUUGUUGGAAUGUACUAGCCCAUGUCUAUUCGAAAUGUGGUCUGCAGACCAGCAGCAUCAGUACCAUCUCGAAGUUUUUGCAACGUAAACUCUCCAGCGCCACCCGGACUUGGAGAAUCAGAGUCUGUCUCUUAACAAGACCACCAAGCGGUUUGUGUACCCGUGAAAGUUUGAAAAGCUCCACUCCAGACAAUGUUUGCAAAGCAACUUUCUGAAGCCAUGGGGCUCUCUGGGUCCCAUGUCCAUGUGGCCUCCAGAUCUGUCCUUCUCUCUUCAGUUCAUUAUCAUGGACCAAUAGUCCUUUCAGCCAUCUCAUUCCUUGUCUGUUAAAAUACCUUUGUCCACAAAGGAAGUGCCACUGACAUUCCAAGAGCAAAAUAAAAUUCUUGAGAGUAAUGGUUGUCUUACUCAUGCUAAGAACAUGCUCGCUGAUUAGAAUUCGCGCAAAAGGAAAAUUAAGCUGCGUAACAAUCCAGGAAAUAUGCUCGGAUGUUGAAGUCUGUAAUGUUGGAUGGGGCCAUGAGGAAGAAGAGGAGCUGUGGAUGAAGAGUUCAUAUACAGAUGACUCCUUGAUAACAUGUAAAGAAUGCCCUCAGUAUUUAAAUAAAUCUCACACAACUCAGUGUUACAGAGGUAACAUUUUGCUUCUGGAAGAAUUUAGGAGCCUGGUAUCCUGCAUUUCUUUGGGGACAGAGAAUAAAGGGGCUAGGAUUGGC
Messenger RNA from Diceros bicornis minor, 2985 nucleotides. It is a transcript of the gene KCNJ15, whose product is annotated as potassium inwardly rectifying channel subfamily J member 15. Lineage: Eukaryota; Metazoa; Chordata; Mammalia; Perissodactyla; Rhinocerotidae. Bases 383 to 1615 code for a protein of 410 amino acids. Gene Ontology annotation, biological process: potassium ion import across plasma membrane; regulation of monoatomic ion transmembrane transport. Gene Ontology annotation, cellular component: plasma membrane. Gene Ontology annotation, molecular function: inward rectifier potassium channel activity. The transcript has 3 exons. The record is from RefSeq and is a predicted model, not a curated record.